GCUUGGCCUUCGGGUGGCCGCCACCCUGGGGAGAAAAAAUGGGUCGCUGCCAGUAGAAACAUUCCCUGGGAAAUACAAACCCCGAAGCCUAUCAGAAAAACGCCAAGGUUGUUCAGGAAGGAAAAACUUCACCACAUUACGAAAUACAAAACUGAUUCCCAUGGAAACAUCGUCAUCCUCUGAUGACAGUUGUGACAGUUUUGGUUCUGAUAAUUUUGCAAAUACAAAAUGCAAGUUUAAGUUGGGUGUUAGAGAAGAACUGGCAAAAAUUUUUCAUGAAGCUUCUGAUGAUGAAUCCUUCUGUGGCUUUUCAGAAAAUGAGAUUCAAGGUGCAUUGAAAUUGGAAUCGGAUUCAGACGAGAAUGAUACAAGUGCUGAAAGUGAGGUACCUCAGAGAAGGCAGAAAUGUCCUAUUCCUCUAAAAGUAGCCAUGAAGUUUCCACCUCGAAGAUCAGGGAGGAGGAAGGGUGAGAUGGAACCCCUUCCUGAGAAGGUGAUGCCUGCUCCAGAUUCAGACUCUGACUCUGAAGAAAAGGGUGCCGUGUUUUUAGAAAAAAGAGCUUUGAACAUAAAGGAAAACAAAGCGAUGCUUGCAAAACUAAUGGCUGAGUUGCAAAAUGUUUCUGGUAUCUUUGGUGGGAAAAAAUCAUUGCCAGCUGCCAGUCAGGGACCAAAGCGGCUUCCAAGACGUACAUUGCCCAGAAGUGCUUUGAGGAGGAACCCAGAUAGAAGUUCUCGACCUCACACGAGAUCCAGGUCCCUGAUUGAAGGUCCUCCUACUCCUUUACCAGAAGACGAAGAUGAUGACCGGUACAUCUUAGUGAGAAGAAGAAAGAUGUCUGAUGAAUACCUGGAGCAUGAAGACCGAACUCCCAGGAGGGGUCACCGUGGUGCCAUGGCUUUUCCACACAUUGUACGCCCAGUUGAAGAGAUUACAGCGGAAGAGCUGAAUAAUAUUUGUGUAUCUGCAAGAGAUAAAGUAUAUAACAGGACCAUGGGAUCCACCUGUCAUCAGUGUCGCCAAAAAACCAUAGACACCAAGACAAAUUGUCGUAACCCUGAUUGCAUAGGAGUACGGGGCCAGUUCUGCGGGCCAUGCCUCCGCAAUAGGUAUGGGGAAGAUGUCAGGACUGUGUUGUUGGAUCCGACCUGGAGGUGUCCACCAUGUCGUGGAAUCUGCAACUGUAGCUUCUGUAGACAGCGAGAUGGCCGAUGUGCUACAGGUGUCCUGGUCUAUCUGGCCAAGUACCAUGGCUAUGACAACGUCCAUGCCUACUUGAAAAGUCUGAAACAAGAACUUGGGAUGGAAGACUGAAGCUGUGACUGCCUUUAAAUUGCAUAGUCUUUCACCAGUGUCAUAUUAUUGCCUACAGUGAAUUGUUUAAUCAAAUGAGAUUACAAAGCUUGCCUACUCUCCCCUUUUGGGUAAAAAAGGAUAAAGAACUUUCACUUAUCUCAGUGCAAGUCAUACUUGGGAGGAAUUGUUUAAUGAAGGCCUUUUCCCACAGGCCAUUGUUUUCUUUUUAAACAACUUUACAAAUCAGAUAGCAUCAGUCCUUGCUUUCAUGCCAGUAACUUUCUUUUGUUCCUGAAAGGAGAUGGGACUUUAAGCCAUUAGAGUUUUAUUCAUGCAGUGAUCUGUGCUGCAGGUUUAUGCUUUGAAGUUGAUCACAAAAAGAUACAGAUGUUCCAAAAAUUCAGGGCACUGUUGUCCACAGAACCAAACACAGAAAGGUAUGUGCUAAACUCCUAGCCAACUUCUGCAGUAUGAAUUUACUGAACAUAAAUGAUCGAAUAGAAGCCAAGAGUUGUUUAAAACAACAAUGCAUUCUUAAGUUCAAAAAGGAAGCCCUAACAGUUGCAGCUGAGCAGUCUCUAAGCACUAAUAUUUGGUUUUAUGGAGUAUUCAAAGUGCACAUUGGCCAUUUAAAGGGAGAUUCUCCAAGUGACUUAAAAAAUACAGCAGAAGCAGUUGGGGGUGGCACUUAAUAUUUUUGCUCAGAUGAGAGGAGGCCACUACCAAAAGCCUCCACAGCACUAGCACUGCCUAGUGAUGACAGUGAUCUGAACAUACUGGCAUACAUCGUGGAAUGGCCACUCUGUUUAAAACAGAAUGUACCCUUAGUUAAAUUACUGGAUUUGUGGGUUCACUUCUCCCCACUCUUGCUGCAACUGCCAAACUGCUUCUUUGCAGAAUCAGCACUGGUGCUGAGGAAAAGGGAUGCCUCCAGACCAGCACUUGGUUAAGUAGAGAGACAGUGGUUCUUGUGGCUCUUGGUCACCUACAAGUGCAUGAAAGGUGACUUGCUGAAUUUGGUUAUCAGAAAAAGGGGCAAUGACAAACUGAAAUCAGAAGCCUGAAUUUUUUUACCUCUGAAAAAAAAAUUAUAAAGCAAGGACCUUCCGAGCUACAGUCCAGCUUAAAGUGAACUCAUUUUAAACUGGAAGUGAACUUCUUCCAGUUGCACAGAGCAGCAUAAACGUAAAUAGAUAAUGUUCUCAAGAGACACCCUGGUUUUAGUAACAGAUGAUGAAGAAUGAUUGCCUCAUCAAAAAGGCUUUUAAAAAUAAAUUAAAAAGGGAGAUGUAAUGGGUUGCAUACAGUUUGCGAGCACUUGCAAAUGUGGUUAGUGUUGUGGUCUCCUCAACAGUCCAGCCAUACUUCUGUGUCUGGCUCUGCGUGAUUGUAGAAGGAUAUUUUGCAUGAUAUUAACGAAGCAUGAGUACAGCAAAAAUGGAGCUGGAGAAUUCCAAUGUGAUGUGUGGAUGAGUCUUGUGUACUCAGUGCUGUAGAAAAGAAGGUGCCAUGAAAAUUGUAUCUGGGGAACCACAAAGUGUAUAAAUGCGCUUAUUUUGAUCAUGGAAACUACUAUAUAAGCUUUGUAUAAGGUUUAGAAUGCAAUGUUAUAAAUAAUGUACAGUUGAAUAGUAGAAGAAUCAACUUGCAUUUAUUGAGCACUAGAACAGAGCUUACCUGUUACGUAGACUUUUGCUUGCACAGUGUGUGUACAUGAUCCACAGUUGAUACCUUUCUGGGAGUUAGAUCAGUGUGUGUGGGAGGGGAGGAGAGAGGAAUUAAGAAAGAAAAGAUAUGUCUCAGACUUGCAGUUCUGUUAAAUCCUCUGUCCUAUUGAAAAUCUCCUGUUCUGUCUUUAUUUUUUAUAGUGUGAAUACCUGUACAAUCUGAGGUGGAGAGUGCUCUACCCUCUAGGCACGUUUCAUGAACUCUAGAACUAACGUGUUCUGACAGAUAAGAGCGAUUUUUAAGACUAUGUCUUUUCCCUAUUUGCUGGGCUUGCCUUCUGAUUGCUAGAGUGAAAGGACUGUGCUAAAAGCAAACCCUUGCAUCAUAUCAUGGAGACUACUGUAUCUAGAUUUACUUGGAUCUACAAUGUUCUGUACAAAGUAUCUUAUUUUGAAAAUAAAA
Molecule: messenger RNA, 3427 nt
Organism: Athene cunicularia (burrowing owl)
Lineage: Eukaryota; Metazoa; Chordata; Aves; Strigiformes; Strigidae
Gene: CDCA7
Product: cell division cycle associated 7
Exons: 10
Coding region: 161-1315 (384 amino acids)
Biological process (GO): regulation of DNA-templated transcription
Cellular component (GO): nucleus
Source: RefSeq, a predicted model, not a curated record